UGGCCCACUAGCAUCAGACAACAGCUGACUGUACCAAAUCACACAGCAUAUUUUGGGCCCAGUAUCAGUUAGUCAGGUGUUUCGGUGGCUCCAGCCACCAUUUGGUGUGAUUGAAAAUGGCCACAUCCAAUGUUGAAGAUGUUGAGCUGAACUUUCUUGAAACCUCAGUUCUCAGCGGGACAGCGGCUGUAAUAUCUAAGACCGUUUCUGCACCAAUCGAAAGGGUAAAGCUUAUGAUUCAGAACCAAGAUGAAAUGAUGAAACAAGGCCGUUUGGAUAGGCCGUAUCUCGGAAUGAUUGAUUGCACCGUACGUACUUUCAAAACGGAAGGUGUAUUGCCAUUCUGGCGCGGAAAUGUACCGAACUGCAUAAGAUAUUUCCCUACGCAGGCUUUGAAUUUUGCAUUCAAGGACAACAUUAAGGCUUUGUUUAAUCCACAAAAGACGGAUACCUACGGCGUAGCGUUCUACAAAAACGUCGCGAGUGGUGGUGCUGCUGGUGCUGGUUCGCUACUAUUUGUAUACUCUCUGGAUUAUGCUCGCACCAGGUUGGCGAACGACGCCCUUGCUGCCUCGAAAGGAAGUUCCAGAGAAUUUAAAGGGCUUACUGAUGUUUAUGUAAAAACGAUUAAAUCUGAUGGAAUUGCUGGACUGUACCGUGGCUUCUGCUUAUCGUGCGUUGGUAUUGUGGUGUAUAGAGGAUUCUAUUUCGGCUUGUACGACACUAUCAAGCCCAUUGCGUUAGGUGAAAAUGCAGGUUUAACAGUUAGCUUUUUGCUUGGUUAUGCAGUCACCAUAAUUUCGGAGACUAUGGCAUACCCCAUUGAUACGGUCCGAAGGCGACUUAUGAUGACUUCAACUCAAGCCGUCAAAUACAAAAGUUCCCUUGAUUGUGCCAUGAAAAUAUUACGAAAUGAAGGACCGAUGUCUUUUAUGAAGGGCACUUUUGCCAACAUACUUCGCGGGAUCGCCGGUGCUGGAGUCUUAGCAGGCUUCGAUAAACUAAAAGAGAUUUAUGUUGCCUUCCGUGUUCCCUCAAAGCCCGGUGCAUAGAUUAGUGUUUUGUAGUUUUAAUUAAUAAAUCCCCUCGGCAUUUUGA
Dicrocoelium dendriticum is the source of this 1098-nucleotide messenger RNA. Lineage: Eukaryota; Metazoa; Platyhelminthes; Trematoda; Plagiorchiida; Dicrocoeliidae. The record is from the annotation of a GenBank genome assembly.